AUGGAGCUGUACUGUGAUCACUAUGGAAACAGAGUGCAUCUCCUCAGUUCCCCAAUGAAGGUCAAAAGAAAUGAAGAGAAACCUAGUAGCCAUGUCCUUUUCUGGACAGGAGCAGACGGACGAAGGUCAAAGGUUAAUCUAAAUGCCAAAGUCAAACAGUCAGUCUAUGAGGACAACAAAAAUCGAGCAUCAAAGGAACUGAGUAAUGAAAAGAACAAAAAUCCAUUAAGAGGAAAGUAUAAUCGUCAUCCUUUCAUUUGCCAUCUGAAUAGUCUUGCUCGAUUCUCCAGUACUAUCGCCAUUCCUGUCAGUUUCCAGCCUAACCAAGAUGGUGUCAGCAAAGGUAUUGUGUUUGUAGACUGUUCAUGUCUGGAGACUUUCUUGGAGAUCAAAGUUUCUAUUAAAAACUUUGGUGAACUCUAUUCUGGACAACCUGUUUGGGAGACAACUUCUGUGUCCAGGAUGCUGACUUUUCAACAUUCAGACCUUUUACCAAUCCUUGUUUCACCCAGUGAAGUAAAAUACUAUGACAAGUACGGAGAGGAAUUUGACAACGUGUACAUAUCAGAUGUAAACAUAGAAUGUUGUGUGCCACAAGUGUACAGAAAUCUGGUGUUAUAUGUCAACCAAGAGAACAACCUUGUCAAAAGUCUGAAUGGGGAUGGAUUGACAGUAGAACAUUUUGACUUUGUAGACAAAAUGGUUGUCUGUCGAAAUGUUAUUAUCAUGUUCAACAAGGAGAGACUCAUUUUCGCAGAUACCAUCUCUUUGUUACCAUUGGAAGUACUCAUCACUGACAGAAUUCAUACUUCGCUACCAAAUGGAGUAGUUUACAAAGAAAGGAUAAAACACCUAAAUGUGAUCGGUGAAAAAGAGAUUAAGAAGGAGUCAGGAAUCACAUGUAACAUGGUAGCCAUAGCGAUGGACACACAUUUGAUUGUUGUGGAAAUACCAUUAUGUGAAGAACCAGAGUUUGUUGAGAUUAAGAUGUGUGUUGAAGUUCCUGGCCUUGCUAAAGAUAUCUGCUUCAUCAGCCCUCAUGCUGGUUUUCUGGUGUCAGUGACCCAGCACGACAAAGCAGACUACUUGCCCCGAGAGACGCUCUACCAUUUGGAUUCAAGUGGCAGACUCCAGGGGCUGUUGCCUGGACUUGGCAAGGGGCCACGCUCAUUUCUACCCCUUAUGCUGUCAGCUGAGGGGACAGAAUCAGACAGAAAGGCUUGGCACAUAUACCUGAGGGAUGGACAUGAUGGAAUCAUGUGUAUUCGCCUAGAUUAA
This is a messenger RNA of Ylistrum balloti, 1278 nucleotides long. RefSeq lists its product as uncharacterized. The coding region runs from base 1 to 1278 and encodes 425 amino acids. The transcript is spliced from 8 exons. The record is from RefSeq and is a predicted model, not a curated record. Lineage: Eukaryota; Metazoa; Mollusca; Bivalvia; Pectinida; Pectinidae.